GAUUUCUACGUGGAUGAAGAAUCUGGGCAAUGGAGCUGGUGAGGAAAAGUUCCGUCUCAUUCCAAUGAGGCGGCUUUCCGAAGAUCCCAUGGAAGUCAAGCUGGUCCAGACCAGGCGGCCUAAUGAGAUAAAGAAGGCAACUAAGACACCAGAAGAACGGAGAAAGGAGAUUGAGGUACGUGUUGCUGCUGCGAGGCUGUUGCAACAGAAAUCUGAUUCGCCCGAACCCCAGAAUGAGGAUGAGAGGGCUUUGGAAUCGUCUUCGGGGCCUCAUCGACUGGGAGAGCGUCGCAAGUAUGCUAAUUUGCGGAAGAUUGCCUCUUCUGUGGAUAGGAUGGAUCAAAUUCGAUGUUAUUGGAGUUCUAUGAGUCUUGAUAAAAAGCACAGUUUGCUAGAAGUGAGUGUGCGUGAACUCAGGGCUUAUUUCAGUUCAUCCAAGGAUGGUUUGGCAUCUGAUAUCCUAUCAGAAGCGCUCAGUUUUGCCGAGGCCAAUAAGACAUGGAAGUUCUGGAUGUGCUGCCGCUGCAAUGAGAAAUUCAUAGAUUGCGAAUCACACAUUCAACAUGUUGUGCGGGAACACAUGGGACAUCUCUCGCCCAAAUUGCAAUCUGUCUUGCCUCAAGAAGUUGACUCUGAUUGGGUUCAUAUGCUUCUUAAUGGUUCAUGGAAACCAUUGGAUGCCUCUGCUGCAUUGAACAAUCUUGAAAAUCAGUCGAAAUGCCAGCCCCAUAAUUUUGUUGAUGGUUCUGAUAUCAGGAAUUGUGCAGACAGGAUUAAGGAGGAAUCCAUUGCUGACAAUUGGUGCUCCAAUGUUGAAUGGGAUUCUUCCCCUGAUGAUGAGAAACCACAACUGUUAGAAGAUGGAUCCAGAACAGGGGAUAUUUGCAAUGGAAAUCCUGUGGGAAGUAAGAACCAUGAGGACAUUCCCAACUAUGAAUUAAGGGAUUUCGAUGGAAACCAGUGGCCUAAGGAAUAUUCACUUUCACAGAGUUGGCCGUUGUCUGAUGAUUCUGAGCGUACAAAACUCCUCGAGAGAAUACAUGGCAUGUUCCAGUUGCUUCUAAGACAUAAGAAUCUUGCAGCUAGCCAUCUUAACAAGGUGAUACAAUAUACCAUGGAGGAGCUUCAGGGUCUUGCUCCAGGUUCAUGGCUUUUGAACCAUGGCUUGGACCAAACACCUCUCUCUAUUUGCUUCCUGGGAGCCUCCCAGCUUAAAAAAAUCCUCAAAUUCUUGCAGGAGCUUUCUCAUUCUUGUGGUUUAGGCAGAUAUUCUGAGAAAUCUACAGAUGAUUCUGGCAGUGGCACCCCGGUGUGUGAAAUCAAAGAGAGGAUUGUUCUCACUGGUGAUUCAUCUUCUCUCCUAUUGGAUGAACGCUUACUGUGGGGUGAGCUUACUCCCAGCAUAUAUCAUGAUGCUUCAGCAGAUGAUGGUGCUGCUGCAACUUCUCUUGUUGUUGGUGAUCCUGAAGAAGGGGGGCCGACCGACAGUGAUGCUUUUGUAUCAUGGAUAUUUACAGGUCCAUCGUGUGGAGAGCAACUGGCAUCUUGGACACGCCUGAAAGAAGAAAAAACACAAGAAGGCAUGGAAAUUCUCCAGUUGCUAGAAAAGGAUUUCUAUCUCUUGCAGAGCUUGUGUGAGAGAAAAUGUGAGCAUUUGAGUUAUGAAGAUGCUUUGCAGGCAGUUGAAAGUCUCUGUCUUGAAGAACUUAAGAAAAGGGAGCAUGUCACAAAAUUUGUCCCUCGUAGUUAUGAAAACAUCCUGAGGAAGCGGCAAGAAGAACUUGUUGAGAGGGACAAUGAUGUGAUGUUCGUAAGUAGGUUUGAGUUGGACGCUGUAUCAAAUGUUCUUAAAGAAGCACAAAGUCUUAAUGUUACUCCAUUUGGGUACGAGGAACCUUUGACAGGUGUGGCUUCUCGUUUGUGUGACUUGGAAGGUGGUGAAGAAGAUGAUUGGAGAAUGCAGGACUACAUGCACCAAGCAGAUGCUUGCAUUGAGAUGGCCAUUCAGAGACAGAAAGAACAGUUGUCUGUUGAGCUUAGUAAAAUUGAUGCAAGGAUUAUGAGGAGUGCCACUGGCAUGCAGCAGUUGGAGUUUAAGCUUGGGCCUUUCUCAGCAUAUGAUUACCGGACAAUUAUGUUGUCUCUUGUGAAGUCGUUCAUGCGGUCGCACUUGGAGGAUCUGGUGGAUAAAGAUGCUACAGAGAAGUCUGAUGCUGCUAGAGAAGCAUUUUUAGCAGAACUUGCACUAGAUGCCAAGAAGAAUACCAACAGAGGAGGUGAUCACUUGAAACAGAUACUGGAGAGAUCGAAGGAUAAGAAAAAGAACAAGGAUUACAGAAAAACUAAGGAUUUAAAGGCUACUGGUGGUAGUGAGCAGCGUCUCCUUCAUCAGGCUGAACAAAUUUACUCUCCUGUUGCAUCUGAUGAAAAUCAUCCAUACUCUGAGAUUGCUGUUUCUGUAAGUAGUGAUGACUGGAGACAACAGGAGGAGGAAUUUAAACGUAUUAUUGAGCUUGAAGCUGAGGAAAGAAAGCUUGAAGAAACUUUGGAGUACCAAAGGCGAAUUGAGGAUGAGGCCAAACAAAAGCACCUUGCUGAGCAACAUAAGAAGGCCUGUGGGACAAUUUCAGAGGAUGUGGCAGAAGGUCUGCCUUGUGUUAACUUGAAGGCCAAUGCUGAUGAUAAGCUGGAUCUGUCAGGAGACAAGAUUAUAAAUAAUGAGGAAGGGACUGGGAUGCCCAGCAAAUCCAUUGCUAAUUCUGGCAACCCAAAGGUUAAGAGGAGUGAUAUGUACUCUCAUGGCCAAGUCAAGCAAGAUCAACCCAACCGAGGAAGUCCAGGAGAUGGUGUCUCUCCUUCUGAUCGACGGACAGGACGACAAAAUAAACGGCAGAACAACUCUACCAAAAACUUGCGAGCCUUGUCAUCUUCAAAAGAAAACCGUGAAGUAGGAGGUUCUCCAACAAAAGUUUCCACCAAAAACCAAGUCAGGGCUCUGGAGAACCUUCAAGUUGGUAACUUUUAUCCAUAUUCUGGAGACAAUGGAACGAAGACAUUGCAACAGCUACAUGCUGAAGAGGAUGAUGAGGAAAGGUUCCAAGCUGAUCUUAAGAAAGCCGUACGACAGAGCCUUGACACAUUUCAAGCACUUCAAAAUUUUCCAUUGGUUGCACAGCUAAAAAUGUCUGUAAAUUUAUCUUCAGAGGCAGAUGGUUGUGGGGCCUUGUCCAAUGAAUUCAUUGUCAGUGACAUGAAUGGAGCAGAUGCAUAUGGGACGGGGCUAAAAAAUGAAGUCGGUGAAUACAAUUGCUUUUUGAAUGUAAUCAUACAGUCUUUGUGGCAUUUGAGACGAUUCCGAGAUGAAUUCUUGAGUAGAUCAACAUCUGUUCAUGUUCAUGUUGGAGAUCCUUGUGUUGUCUGUGCAUUGUAUGAUAUAUUUACUGCCUUGAGCAUCACAUCUAUUGAUAUGCAAAGAGAACCUGUUUCUCCUACUAAUUUAAGGAUUGCUUUAAGCAACUUGUAUCCUGAUAGUAACUUCUUCCAAGAGGCACAAAUGAAUGAUGCUUCUGAAGUAUUGGCAGUAAUCUUCGACUGCCUUCAUCAGUCAUAUACUUCUAGUUCGAGUGUUUCUGAUACUUAUUCAGAAGAAAGCAAUUGCAUGGGCUCUUGGGAUUGUACUAACAGUGCUUGUAUAGCACAUAAUCUCUUUGGAAUGGAUAUAUUUGAACGAAUGAAUUGUUACAGAUGCGGUGUGGAAUCCAGACAUCUAAAGUAUACCUCAUUUUUUCAUAAUAUCAAUGCCAGCGCACUCCGAACAAUGAAGAUUAUGUGUUCAGAUAGCUCAUUUGAUGAGCUUUUGAAGCUUGUAGAGAUGAAUCACCAGCUAGUUUGUGACCCAGAGGUAGGUGGCUGUGGGGAGCUCAACUAUAUCCAUCACAUUCUUUCAAGCCUCCCUCAUGUAUUCACAACAGUUCUGGGUUGGCAGAAUACUUGCGAGACUGUAGAGGACAUAUCUGCCACAUUAGCGGCCCUUACCAUGGAGCUAGAUAUUGGCGUCUUAUAUCGUGGUUUGGAUCCAGGGAACAGACAUUGCCUGGUUUCAGUGGUUUGCUAUUAUGGGCAACAUUACCACUGCUUUGCCUACAGCCAUGAGCAUGAAAGGUGGAUGAUGUAUGAUGACAAAACUGUAAAGGUUAUUGGUGACUGGGAUGAAGUUCUUAUCUUGUGUGAAAGAGGGCACUUACAACCCCAGGUUCUUUUCUUUGAAGCUGUAAAUUAGCUUUUUAUUUGGUGAUUCUCUCAGUAACUACUCAGAGGAGGAAUUGCGUUCAUGCUGUGUCUAUAAUGGCGCAUAAAGUCAAUCAAUCCUGCAAUUCAGGAAGCUGACGGUUUUAGGACUAUAAUUUGUAAAGCAAUCCAAGUUUUGAAGAGGGCGCAAGAUUUUGUUAGAAUGACUUGCCCGCUGGAGAAAUACUAUGUACAUAAAGAGAUAUUGCUUCACUAUGAGGAAAGCAAAUCAGAGAACUUGGAGGAAAUUUUGACUUAAAA
Telopea speciosissima is the source of this 4548-nucleotide messenger RNA. RefSeq lists its product as uncharacterized. The record is from RefSeq and is a predicted model, not a curated record. Gene Ontology annotation, biological process: protein deubiquitination. Gene Ontology annotation, molecular function: cysteine-type deubiquitinase activity. Lineage: Eukaryota; Viridiplantae; Streptophyta; Magnoliopsida; Proteales; Proteaceae. Bases 14 to 4279 code for a protein of 1421 amino acids. The transcript has 16 exons.